Messenger RNA from Ruditapes philippinarum (Manila clam), 2756 nucleotides. RefSeq names its product tripartite motif-containing protein 3-like. Lineage: Eukaryota; Metazoa; Mollusca; Bivalvia; Venerida; Veneridae. The coding region runs from base 588 to 1400 and encodes 270 amino acids. The record is from RefSeq and is a predicted model, not a curated record. The transcript has 8 exons. Gene Ontology annotation, molecular function: metal ion binding.
UAUUCUGUUAAUUUUUAUUCUUUUAAAUUACAUCCUUUCUGAUUUUAUUCUCAAAUCUUUGUAAAAUUGAUUAAUACCAUUAUCAUUUUUUAUUUUUUUCUUAUGUACAUAUGUUCACAGCAUUGUCAGAGUUUCAUUUUUACUAUAUGGCACUUUACUUCGUUUUGAAAUGUUUUGUUAUAUUGUUGUUUUCUCACAUGCCCAGUUAGGCCUUGAGAUAUCAAUUAAACUUAAAAAAAAUAUAUUAACCCAGACUAUUUACCGUAUACCAGUGUUGGUAGAUAGUGUAAACGGUAUGUGUACAGUGGGGGUAAACACGAAAAGAUGUAUUUCUAUUUGCUCAAGGAUUCCGUUCAGGUAUAUGUAUUAAAUUCAAUCAGGACUGAAAUGUAAAGAAUCAAUCAAGUAUUAAUCUUGCUUAUUCAUUUAUAAUAGUAGGAAAUUUAACAAUUGGUUUAUCAGAAUAAAAUACACUUUCGACCCAGCAACUUAAGGGUUGCAAAAUAUGUAAGGAACGAUAUAACAUAUUCGCCGCAGAGAACUUGUUACCUUAUCGCGCUUUCCGAUUAAAGUGUAGAAUUUUCAAGAUGGAGGAUGACAGAGCAGGUAGAAUUCUUCAGUUAAAUAUGUCAAAAACUAUCAAAGAAAUUAUUUCGGAGGAAUUCCUGACAUGCAGUAUUUGCAUGAAAGAAUUUCAAGAUCCUAAAGUACUAAAAUGCCUUCAUACAUUCUGUAAUGAAUGUAUACAGGCCACAAUACAACACCAAGUUAUGACGUCACAGUCGGAGUCGUGUCCUGUAUGCCGGACUAGAAUUGACCUUGAUGCAAAUGGUGACUAUAACCUUCAAACUAAUUUUCGAGUAAAGAACUUACUGGGAAUUUUCAAGAGGUUGCCGACAAGAGAAUUAUUUGUAGAAUUAUACAAAACACAAGUUAGAUGUAAUCUUAGCAUGGCACAUAUUGUCACUAUUUCGGAGGCGAACCAGUGCGUGUACCUUCAAGCUAGUGUCGAUGAUCUUCGCUUUGCAGUCCUUGAAUUACGUAGCCAGAUAGAGCAGUAUAAAGCUGAUUUGGAAAUGAAAAGGGGCAUCACGGCAAAACUGUCUGCACAAAUGGUAACAAAGGACAACAUAAUUGACCACUUACAAAAAGCUGUUGAUAAUUUAACUUUAAAGUACAAAGCUGAAUUGGAAAAAGAAAAAGCCAUACCGGCAAAAUUAUCUGCACAAGUGGUCGCAAGGGACAACACGAUUGCCGAUUUAGAAAGAACUAUUGAUAAUUUAACUUUAAAGGCGCAAAAAGAAGACCCCGAGAAAACUGUGCAUGAUUUGGCGAGGUCAUCAUUUGUUUUCCAAAUAGUACAUAGAUGUGCAGGUUUUUGCAGAUGUUUUGCCAGAUAACUUCAGGUCAAAAUAUAAGUAAUGACUGGCUGUAAAGAGGGACACAUACGAAAGGAAUAAAAAGCACUAACGUUUGUGGAUUGUAAUAUGGUAGACGUAGACAUCAAACUCUAUCAAACAAAUAUUAUAUUCCCUUACACUCUUGUGCAACAAACUUGCCUUUUAAUAUUUUAUACCAGUUGUCAAACACACUGGAUAUAACAUAUAAGCGAAAGGCCUUCCCGGUGUCAUCGUCUAUGUAUACAUAUAGGAAAGCUUUUGAAACCUAAAAGUAAAGUUUGUUUAUUUCAUGGUGUACUUUACAUUAACUCAUAUAAAGAGGUUCCAUUAAUUACGUAUUUGCUAAAAUGGUCAAUUUCAAAAAUAUGCUUAAAACCUGCUAAUUUAUAUCACAAACGUUUAAGUGAUGACGUUGUACGAGGAUCUUUCAUAUCAUUUAUAACUAUCAUAAAUAUUAUCAAAAUUAUCCUUUGAGGUCAAACCAAGAUUUAAUUAUUGUUUGCAGAAUAUUUUUGUGAAUAAAACUCUUACUCUUGCCAAAUAUCAUUGUGGUUUUGCACCGCACAGGAUAGAAACUGGCCGCUAUAAAGGGUUACAGUCUUGCAAUACUUUUAAAGAAUGGCUAUACAUUAUUUUUAUGUUCUUUUUAUUUAUGUUUUGUUAUGUUAUGAGAACAGAACAGAACAGAACAGAACAUUUAUUUUAUUAGAUUUGUACCAUAAGUACAUCAUCGUAACAUAUUUACAAAAUUAAUACAUUUACAUGUAAUAUAAUACAGUCACAUGAUAAACCAGUGUUUAUAAUUAUCAAAUCGCAAUAACACAUACAUUACAUUUACACAUUUACAUUUAAUAAAAUUACAAAUACAUAAUAUAAUCAUGAUACUUUAAGCAUACAAUUUCAUCGUUUUUUAUUCUAAGAGGAUGGACUUAAAUAUGUGUAGCAGAUGCUCUUAAAGUCAUAGCACGUUUAAUAUAAAUAGCUAAAUUUUUAAGAAUUGUUCUUUUAUCAUUUUUUAAUAGUUCUACAUAAUGGUUUCGAACUAUAUGAAUACCAUCUUUUAGACAGUCUUUAUAAUAUAUUGCUGUACCCCCGCUAGAUCGCUUGGCUCUGCGAUGCUGAAAUUUACGAUAUAAAUUAUGAGUUGUAUAACCAUCAAUGUCUAUUUUACUUGUUUUAGAUGUCCAUGUUUCAUAUAAAAAUAUAAUGUCUUUAGAUGUUAUAAUAUUUACAAAAUCCUGGCUACUCUUUUUAAUAUUUGUAAGUCCAUUAACAUUCCAGGACAAAACACUUAAACUAUCCCCACUGUAUCCCUAUACAUCCUUCUGCGCAUGCCCGUCUAUGUAGAGAGUGUCA